This is a messenger RNA of Mercurialis annua (annual mercury), 1583 nucleotides long. RefSeq names its product serine/threonine-protein phosphatase PP1 isozyme 4. The record is from RefSeq and is a predicted model, not a curated record. Gene Ontology annotation, molecular function: protein serine/threonine phosphatase activity. The transcript is spliced from 4 exons. The coding region runs from base 176 to 1126 and encodes 316 amino acids. Gene Ontology annotation, cellular component: cytoplasm; nucleus. Lineage: Eukaryota; Viridiplantae; Streptophyta; Magnoliopsida; Malpighiales; Euphorbiaceae.
CUUUCCAAAUUCGGAAUAACACUUCAUUACUACUGUUUAUAUAUUUAUAUAAAAUAUUUAUUAUUAUUAGACACAAAUUUUCCUUCUCAUUUCCCAUAAUUUUCCCGAGAAAAUCCCCACAUUAAACAAAUUCCUCAACCCCCACACCAUAGGGUUUGUCGAAUUUUUUCAUCAUAUGGCAACACAAGGGCAGGCUUCAAUGGACCCUGCCAUACUAGAUGACAUAAUUAAACGGUUAACGGAGGUCCGAUCAGCCCGGCCCGGUAAGCAAGUGCAGCUGUCGGAGGCGGAGAUCAAGCAAUUAUGUGUCUCUUCUAGAGAAAUCUUCAUGCAACAACCUAAUUUGUUGGAGCUUGAAGCUCCCAUUAAGAUUUGUGGUGAUAUUCAUGGACAGUACAGUGAUUUAUUAAGGCUUUUUGAAUAUGGAGGUUUUCCCCCUGAAGCAAAUUACUUAUUUUUAGGGGAUUAUGUUGAUCGUGGAAAGCAAAGUUUGGAAACUAUUUGCCUUUUGCUAGCUUAUAAAAUCAAAUAUCCAGAGAACUUUUUUCUUUUGAGAGGAAACCAUGAGUGCGCUUCGAUAAAUCGGAUAUAUGGAUUUUAUGAUGAAUGUAAACGGCGGUUUAAUGUCAGGCUGUGGAAAUCCUUUACCGACUGUUUUAACUGCCUUCCGGUUGCUGCUCUCAUUGAUGACAAAAUAUUAUGCAUGCAUGGAGGUCUUUCCCCUGAUUUGACAAAUUUGGAUGAAAUUAGGAGUUUACCUCGUCCAACUGCCAUUCCAGACACCGGUUUAUUGUGUGAUUUACUGUGGUCUGAUCCUGGUAGAGAUGUUAAGGGAUGGGGAAUGAAUGACCGAGGAGUUUCAUAUACUUUUGGUCCUGAUAAAGUGUCAGAGUUCUUGACAAAGCAUGAUUUGGAUCUUGUCUGCCGUGCACAUCAGGUUGUGGAGGAUGGAUACGAAUUCUUUGCUGAGAGGCAACUUGUAACUAUUUUUUCAGCUCCCAAUUAUUGUGGUGAAUUUGAUAAUGCUGGUGCUUUGAUGAGUGUAGAUGAAAAUCUGAUGUGCUCCUUUCAAAUUUUAAAGCCUGCAGAAAAGAAAACUAAGUUCUUGAUGCCAAACAAAAUUUGAUGGCUGCAGCGUGAAUGAUUCCUAGUCUUUAACCAGGGAAACUAGUUGAACCUGAAGAUUUCCAGCUAGGAAUCUUUUAACUUGGAGAUAUGACUUGUGAGUGUGCUUUAUGCUUAAUCACUGGUUGGUUGCGUGAUGUCUUCAGAAGUCCUGCAUGGAGGCUGAUACUGUGUGGUGUACGAAAGGCCCGAAUUCAUAAUUUUUUCUCAUUUUAGUCUGAGUUACCGUUUUUUCCCCUUAGUUCUUAUGAUUUGUCCCUGUGUACAUAGUUUUAAGAUGGUAAUCUAAAUGUGAAUUUGGGUUUGAGCAACUCAAAGGUAGUUGCAUUUACCUUCCAAAAUCAGAUUUCAGCACUGACUGGUGGGUGUAUUGUCAUAUGUGCAGAUUCUCAUGGUAAAAGAUGUUCAUUUUUGUUUCUCUCUGUUUUUUAAUGCUUAAGAUGCUGUAUUCUGCUUUA